Molecule: messenger RNA, 2429 nt
Organism: Lutzomyia longipalpis
Lineage: Eukaryota; Metazoa; Arthropoda; Insecta; Diptera; Psychodidae
Gene: Msr-110
Exons: 7
Coding region: 343-1797 (484 amino acids)
Source: RefSeq, a predicted model, not a curated record
GGGAGAGUCUCCCACCACAACAUGAAAGAAAAGCGGGAGAAUGCCUUUCAGUGCUUCACACUGAGAGCUUCCACCUCAGACGCUUCUCGACUGUUUAGUACUCGAGACGCAUUCUCCGUGAAUUUUCUUCCUCCCCCUCAAUAAAAAUUUAUUUCAUUUUUCAUCGGCUUUUUUGUGUGAUUUUUAGUGGCAAAAUUUUUAAAUAGAUUUUUUAAAAAGAAAUUUUGUGCUGUGAAAAAGUGUUUUGAAAAUAACUUUUUUUUUAUUAAAGAAUUUUGAGAACUUUUUCGGAACUUUUCGCUAUCGUCAAGUGUCUGUGUGGGAGGAAUUAAGAAGGAAAUUAUGGAAAAGGAUCCUGAAUCCAUUGCAACAGUCCAAAUGAAGCCAGAAUACGCGGCCAGUGAAGUUUAUAGUACAGCAUCAGAGGCACCUCCUGCAUACAAAAUGCGCCAAUCCAGCUCUGUUCAAAUUGCAAAAAUUAUUGCAAUGACGGUAAUUGCAUCGUCUUUCAUCAUCGGAUUCUUCGUGCUGGCCUCCGCUUACCUUCAAGCGAAGGCUUCGUGCGAUCAAAUGCAGACACUGGACUCUGUUCUCGAGAAGGAACUUAUGCUGGAAACACUCCAAGAUCUCCCGAAAGCCGAAGCUCUCCAGGCACAAUCCUCAUCGUACAAAGAGAAUAGCCUGCAGAAUGAUGAAAAGUAUUCCUCACCAAAUGGCAAGGAGGAUCCUGAUGCUGAAUCCGUUCCAACAACUUCCGCAUCUGAUUCCGAGAGCGAAUCCGACAGCAAUGAAAGUGGUGACAUUAAUCGUCUUCAGAUAAGACUGCCUCUAGAGUUUGAUCUCAAUGACCUCACCAAUGCUCUUAUGGAAGGCAACCAAAAAUCUCGCAUGAAUUGCGUGGUGGAGCGCCGUCGUUCUGAGGAAUUUGUGGAUUCACCAGCAAAGACAAUGCAAUUGCCAUUUGGACUUAACAUCUCCAGCGAUCCUAAGAAGCAGAGAAUAACGGGCGAGAGAAUGGCCAUCUUUUGCGAAAGUGGAACAAGUCAAGUGAACGAAGAGCCAUCUGAGCCCGUUCGUCAGGUCGUGAUGCCCAUUCACGCCAUUCCGCUUAAUUUUGCUCAUCAGAUGCCCGUUAACCAGCCACCACCACCCCCACCACAGCCACAGAUGCACCAUAUGCCACCACCACAGUCCUUGAUGCGCGAGAUGCCACCACCACCACCCCAGAAUAUGCCCUCACAGGGACCUAUGCCAAUCCAUGUUGUCCAAGCUCCACGUCCAUACCAGCCUGAGGUCCGUAUUCAGCUCCAGCGCGUCCAGAUCCCAAGAGAACUCCUCGGUGAGGGUGGUCAGGAGCAGCAGGUACAAAUCCAGCGUGUCCCCCUAGAUGUUGCCCUCCAUCGUGCUGGAAUUACAGCUGAAGAUCUCCAGAACAUCCAACGUAUGGCUGAGGAACGUAUCCAGCAAGAACUGAAAGAGGAGAUGUCCGGCAACAACGAGGAAGAUGACGAUAGCUCUGAAAGCUCCGAGGAGGAAGACUCCAAAAUGGUCCCAAUGCAGCAGGUUCCCGUUCCUGCUCAAUUCCUCCAGAUGGGACGCAUUGGGUAUGGCAGGAGUCUCCUGCAACCUGUUAAAAUUCCCGUGCCUAUGAUGCAGCAGGAGAACACCGAUCAGCCACAGCAGGCACAAGAGGAGGAACGACCGCACUUUGUGCAACCCCGAUCUGUUCGUUCCGUCGACAGUGUCCUCCACCGCGAGAAGCGUGUUAAGCGUUGUGCUUGCGAUUGCAACUGCUAAGAAGUCAACUGUUAAUGAUCGCAAGAAAAUGUGGGAGACCAACCUACCAACAAAACCUCCUCUCAACAGCAGCAAAUCCUACUUUGUGACAAAAAAAAACUUUCAACACUUUUGAUCCCCAAAUAAAAUGGAAUUAAAAAAAACUCCUUCAAAUUCCUGCAAUUUUGUGAGACAAUUGGCGCAAAAGUUUCGUUUUUCAUUUAUUUUUCUCACUCUCACGUAUAUUUUUUGUGGCAAGUGGUAGCAAUAAUAACUCGUAGCUGAAGAAAACAAAAAAAUAAUGUAUAUUUAAGUAUAUCUUCACCGACACAUAAUUACUUAUGUAUUUUUUUAUGAUUCAUUUGGCAUAAAAAACAAAACAAUUGCUUCACUUUUGGAUGGAGAAUGUGUUAACUAAAAAAGGAAAAAACUGAUUCUGAAGACGGCUAAAAAGGCGCUUUCUCAAUGUGAAUAUUUUUGUGUAUUUUCUCUAACUUUGAAAAGUAGUUUAAAAAAAUGUGAUCAAACCUGUAUAAUUUACGUGAAAAAAAGAUGAUCGCUUUGCAGGAAGUGGCGAUCUUCAUGCAAAAUAAAACAAAUGUAAUAUUUUUUGGGCCCAAUAAAAAUAUUAGUAAAAGAUUUAUUAAAAAAAA